Molecule: messenger RNA, 387 nt
Organism: Phlebotomus papatasi
Lineage: Eukaryota; Metazoa; Arthropoda; Insecta; Diptera; Psychodidae
Gene: Lamtor4
Product: ragulator complex protein LAMTOR4 homolog
Exons: 2
Coding region: 29-304 (91 amino acids)
Biological process (GO): cellular response to amino acid stimulus; positive regulation of TOR signaling
Cellular component (GO): Ragulator complex; lysosome
Molecular function (GO): guanyl-nucleotide exchange factor activity
Source: RefSeq, a predicted model, not a curated record
UUAAGUUCUUAUAAUUUUAUCACUAAACAUGUUGAAUUUGGAGAGGAUUCCUGAUCAAAUAGGAUACUUGGUCCUCACGGAGGAUGGUGCAGUACAGGCAUCCGGAGGAGAUCUCGAGAACAAUGAAGCAAAGGCAAAUAUAAUCUCCGGAAUGGUGAAUCUCACUGAAAACAUUGAUCCCAAGGUAUUCAAGAAGAAUGGAUGCAAGAGAAUAUCAAUUGUGUAUGAUGACUUCAGCUAUACUAUUUGCCUGUCCAAUAAAAAGAUCUACGUGGUAAAGAGGCGAUUCCCAUCAAACAAUUAAUUUCCUGUAAUAUUUACAAUACUUUGCUUUAUUAUCAGUUAUAUUUGCUUAUCAAAGAAUACAUUCUUUAUAUGUUGAUCACA